GACAUUACGUGCAACGAGUACACGAUCCCGGCCGGCCACAUUGUGUUUUCGUCGCCCGCCGCGGCGUGCCGCCUCCCGGAUUACUGGGCCGAACCGGACAAGUACGACCCGAUGCGCUUCCUCGACGGUCGCAAUGAGGAGGACCGCCAGCCGUACACGAACGUGAGCUUCGGCGGUGGCAUGCACGGCUGCAUGGGCCAGCAGUACGCGUACAUCCAGGUCAAGAUCGUGCUCAGCAUCUUCUUCCGCCUCUUCAAGGUCGAAAUGGUCGACAAGACGUUCCCGAAGCAGGACUACACGUGCCUCGUCGUGCCGCCCGUCGGCGAGACGCUCGCCAAGCUCACGCGCGUCGACUAG
Saprolegnia parasitica CBS 223.65 is the source of this 357-nucleotide messenger RNA. RefSeq lists its product as hypothetical. The transcript has a single exon. Lineage: Eukaryota; Oomycota; Saprolegniomycetes; Saprolegniales; Saprolegniaceae. The record is from RefSeq and is a predicted model, not a curated record. Gene Ontology annotation, molecular function: monooxygenase activity; heme binding; oxidoreductase activity, acting on paired donors, with incorporation or reduction of molecular oxygen. The annotation marks the transcript as partial.